Molecule: messenger RNA, 4434 nt
Organism: Erpetoichthys calabaricus (reedfish)
Lineage: Eukaryota; Metazoa; Chordata; Cladistia; Polypteriformes; Polypteridae
Gene: trpv4
Product: transient receptor potential cation channel, subfamily V, member 4
Exons: 16
Coding region: 143-2716 (857 amino acids)
Biological process (GO): calcium ion import across plasma membrane; actin filament organization; osmosensory signaling pathway
Cellular component (GO): membrane; cilium
Molecular function (GO): calcium channel activity; protein binding
Source: RefSeq, a predicted model, not a curated record
GCGGCGCCACUCCACAGUCACAGGGUUACAUUUAGGAGUUUCGAAGAGAGCAGGGUCAACCCUUGGACGAGUCUUUCCUUCAAGCCCGCCGUACCUCCGCUAGUGCACAGCCUUCACAAUUUUGUGCUAUUACCAUAUUGCAAUGGCUGAACCAGAAGAUCCAUCCAAAAACCUGAGUUCUGCAGAAUCAGUUGAUAUCCAUCCAGAAAAUGACUCAUCCUUUCCAUUAUCCUCCCUGGCCAAUUUAUUUGAAGGAGAAGAGAAUGUUCAUACCCCAGAACUACCUCGGCAUGUUGACAACAAGCCAAAUUUACGUAUGAAAUUCCAAGGAGCCUUCAAGAAGGGAAUCUCCAAUCCUAUGGACCUUCUGGAAUACAAUAUUUAUGAGUCCCCUGUAGUUCCAGCACCCAAAAAGGCUCCUAUGGACUCACUUUUUGACUAUGGUACCUACCAUCAGCCCAAUGAACAAAAACGUAGAAGGAAGAAGAUUCCUCAUGACAAACUGAAGACAACUACAGCAGAACCAGCACCCAAUCCACCUCCUGUUCUCAAGGUCUUCAACCGUUCCCUGCUGUUUGAUGCAGUAUCACGAGGAAAUGUAGACGACUUGGAAGGCUUGCUUUCAUUUUUGCAAGCACACAAGAAGCGGCUAACGGAUGAGGAGUUCAGAGAGAUUUCAACAGGAAAGACAUGCCUCCCAAAAGCCCUAAUGAACCUCUAUGGUGGCCAUAAUGACACUAUCCCUUUGUUGGUGGACAUUGCUGAGAAGACUGGCAACCUACGGGAGUUUAUCAACACACCAUUCAGGGAUGUUUACUAUCGAGGUCAAACAGCUCUCCAUAUCGCAAUAGAGAGGCGCUGCAAACAGUAUGUGGAACUCCUUGUGGAGAAGGGUGCAGAUGUACAUGCCCAAGCACGAGGCAGAUUCUUUCAGCCCAGAGAUGAAGGUGGCUACUUCUACUUUGGAGAGUUGCCCCUCUCAUUGGCUGCCGGCACUAACCAGCCUGAUAUAGUGCACUACCUCACAGAGAACUCGCACAAGAAAGCAGACUUGCGACGACAAGACUCCAGAGGCAACACUGUGCUCCAUGCACUUGUGCAUAUUGCAGACAACACCCGCGAAAAUACUAGAUUUCUUACAAAGAUGUAUGAUCUACUGCUGAUUAAGAGUGCAAAAAUGUAUCCUGACUGCAGUCUAGAGAGCAUACUCAACAAUGAUGCCAUGUCCCCCCUUAUGAUGGCUGCUAAGCUGGGAAAGAUUGGGGUGUUCCAGCACAUAAUUCGCAGAGAGAUAAAAGAUGAGAAUGCUAGGCAUCUGUCUAGGAAGUUCAAGGACUGGGCAUAUGGUCCAGUCUACUCUUCGCUUUAUGACCUCUCAUCACUGGAUACUUGUGGAGAAGAAGUCUCAGUAUUGGAGAUCCUUGUAUACAACAGUCGCAUCGAGAAUCGUCAUGAGAUGAUGGCUGUGGAGCCCAUCAAUGAGCUUCUUCGAGAUAAAUGGAGGAAGUUUGGUGCUGUCAGCUUCUACCUGAGUGUAGUAUCAUACCUAGUAGCUAUGAUAAUCUUCACUCUGGUAGCCUACUACCACCCUUCUGAAGGCACGCCUCCAUAUGCGUACCAGACAACGUUGGACUACUUGCGUCUGACUGGAGAGAUCAUUACCCUGUUUAGUGGGAUCUUCUUCUUUUUUUCUAAUAUCAAAGACUUGUUCCAGAAGAAAUGUCCAGGAGUGAAUUCUUUAUUUAUUGAUGGCUCAUUUCAGCUUUUGUAUUUUAUUUACUCAAUCCUGAUCCUAGUGACAGCAGCAUUAUACUUGUCUGGAAUCAAAGCCUAUGUUUCUGUGAUGGUGUUUGCUCUGGUGCUGGGCUGGGUAAAUACGCUAUACUUCACCAGAGGGCUUAAGCUCACAGGAACAUACAGCAUUAUGAUCCAAAAGAUUCUGUUUAAGGACCUAUUUCGCUUUCUGUUGGUUUACGUACUGUUCAUGAUUGGAUUUGCUUCAGCUCUUGUUUCACUUCUUAAUGUAUGUCCUAGUCCAGCCCCUGAAUGUCCAGGUGGUCAAUGUCCACCAUGUCGAGACAACACCACCUUUAGCACUUUUUUACUGGACCUCUUCAAGCUCACAAUUGGAAUGGGUGAUAUGGAUAUGAUCAGUAAUUCCCAGUCCCCUGCUGUCUUCCUCAUUUUGCUAAUCUCCUACAUAAUCCUCACCUUUGUGCUGCUGCUCAACAUGUUGAUUGCCUUGAUGGGAGAGACAGUGGGCCAGGUUUCCAAGGAAAGUAAACAAAUAUGGAAGCUGCAGUGGGCAACAACUAUCCUGGACAUUGAACGUUCCUUCCCAGUGUGCAUAAGAAAGGUCUUUCGCUCUGGAGAGAUGGUCACAGUAGGCAAGAACAGUGAUGGCAGCCCUGAUCGCCGCUGGUGCUUUAGGGUGGAUGAAGUAAACUGGUCUCACUGGAACCAGAACUUAGGCAUUAUAAAUGAAGACCCUGGAAAGAGUGAACCAUACCAAUAUAAUGGUAUUUCACACACUGCAAGGGGACUCCGGAGGGAUCGCUGGUCCACUGUGGUGCCACGUGUUGUAGAGCUCAACAAGAAUUCCAAAUCAGAGGAGACAGCUAUACCAAUGGAUCAAUUUGAGCCACUGAACCCCAAUAAUCUCAGAAGUUCCAUCAAACCUCAGAACUGGAAAAGGCUUGAAGAAAACAAGAUCUAGAUAUUUCAGUUGGGCUGUAACGCAGGUUUGCGAAUUUUCACAAAUGCACCAUGUUUUUCUCUUCUCCCUAAUUUUCUUAGCUAUAUAUUUUUUUUUACUUCUUACAGCUAAUUUUUAAAAACAUUUUAAACAUUUUAUAUUGAGAAAAAACUUGUAUUGAUCAGGUUUUUCUCCUGAUUGGUUUACAGUUUUGCAUAAUUUUAGUAGGUUUGGUUGCAAAGUUGACCCAUUUCAUAACUUUCUGAAGUAAUCAACAGGUGGAAGGUAGUCUUACUGUGGAGAACAACUUUUUGAGCAGUAACCGAUGAAAAGAUGCAGACUAUUUUUUAUAAUUUUUGGAGGACUAAGUGAAAUGAAAAGCUGCUAAAACUUGACCAUUUUGAAGGGGAUGGCCACCCUUUACUACUUUGAAGACAAGAGUUGUAUAAAACCAGCUUGAAAGAGUUCUUCUUUAUAGACAAUGCUUUGACACAAACAUUUUUUAUGAAUUGUUUUGGACUUCCUGAAAAUGCAGUUGCUGCAUAAAGCCUGACUUUUUCAUACUGAUAUGCUAUGGGGAAAACAACAUUUUAUCAGGUUUAUAAAAAGGCUGGGUGGAUAAGAAAGCCAGUCACUCAGAGUGUAUGCCAAAAAGGGGAUAGAGAUGAACAUCUGAUUAUGUGAGUUGGAGUCCUGAAACAGGUAAAAACAUUUAAGAUUUACAGAAGCUGACCUGAGACCUGCUUUCAGUUGUACCACAGAUGAGUGAGGUUAGAUGCUCAUGGUCAGCAGUGAGCCAAUCAUGUAUCCGAAGCCAUAGAAUAUGCCAGUGCUUGACCGAUUCCUUUUAAUAUAGUUUGUGUAUUGAUGCCAAUUGAAUAGCACCCUCAAAAUCUACCAAACAAUUUCAUAUUCCUGUGAAGGUAAAAAGAGGUGUAUAUUACUCCACAAGAAAUAUGAAGCUUAGUAAUUUUAAAAUGAACCUCCAUUCAAGUAAAUCUUUUUUAGAAAACAAAGCAAUUUUUUUAUUUAUCAUCACAGGACAAUUAACCACAUUAUCACAAAAACACAAUUAUUACAAUAAAUCUCUGAAUUAAAUGUUGAAAUCAACAUGUUAUCCUUGCAUUGCUAAGUGAAACUGUGAAUCUAUAUAUUUUUCUAACUAAAAUAAAAUGUACACUGUGACUUGUAACAUUUGGAGGAAAACAACAUUUAAUAUUCUUACCUUCAUUUAGGAAAACCAUUUAAAAUCCUCUACAAAUAAAAGGCAUCCCUUCUGUAUGUAAGAACAGAAUUCCAGAUGCUCACCAACAUUCAAAUGGGCCCUCUAAAUUGUAUUCCUCUAUGAGGCAGAAUAUUUGGAAAGAACUUGCAAUGGGUCAGAAGAGGAGUUGUGAAAAUGUAAUUUUGGCUUGUAAGCUCAAGUGCCAAAUAUGAGGUACCAAAUACAGUAUCCUGCUCCAAACUGGAUUAUUAUUAACUGGAUUGCUACGUUCUAUAUUAUUUUACAAAAAAAUUGAAGUUGCUGCAUUUAUAAUAAGUUUGUAAGGUCUUACUGUAGAAAUGGAGUAUCACUGAGUCAAACAUGCCCUAUGAAUUGAUUAUGGUAAGGUGAGAUAGGGAGUGAAAGUUGGAAGAAGCUGGACAUAGGAUAAUGGAUUACACUUCUUUUUUAAUGCAAUAAUGGUGUAGUAAGAUUGAAAUUAAAUGGGUGAUUAAGACAGAAUGUUCUUGCGGUA